Messenger RNA from Plenodomus lingam JN3, 411 nucleotides. RefSeq lists its product as uncharacterized. Gene Ontology annotation, molecular function: dynein intermediate chain binding. Gene Ontology annotation, cellular component: cytoplasmic dynein complex; cytoplasm. Gene Ontology annotation, biological process: microtubule-based movement. The record is from RefSeq and is a predicted model, not a curated record. Lineage: Eukaryota; Fungi; Ascomycota; Dothideomycetes; Pleosporales; Leptosphaeriaceae.
AUGGCUGCGCAGCAUACAUCUGAUGAAACCCUGUCCCUGCUUACACGACUAAGUCAAAAGCCCGGCGUGCAAAGUACGCUCAUACUGUCGCGAGAAAAUGGCACAAUAAUACGAACGUCUGGCCUCAUAUCGAGCAGCUCGUCUGCGAAUCCUAACAGCACGCUACCAGCUUCGAACGACGCUGCAAACGACGCUUAUACCAACGGAAGAAAAGAAAGCGGAAUACACAGUGCAGAAGACGUCGCAAGCAUGGUCUGGUCCUUCCUCUCUGCAGCCGGAGCUCUUGUGGACGAGCUCGACAAGGAAGAUGAAGUAAAACUACUCAGACUACGUACAAAGAAGAAUGAGCUAGUCAUAGUGCCAGACCCCAAGUUCAUUCUCGUUGCCAUCCAUGAUACACCACCUGCAUAG